AUGAGAGAGUUUGUUUCACAACCAAUUAGAGUGAAGGAUUUCUUGACAUCUCAUUUUGGCCAGGAUAACUAUAACAAUAAUAUUCAAGCCUCCACCAAAACUGUUAUAUGUAAGCAUAACCAAGCAGGAGUUGACUUGGUACUUCCAGUUCUGUUGGAUUGGGAUGGAUCUAAUACUAUAUCACUUGAUUCAAUGUCUUACUUUCAGAUCCAAAUCAAGAAUUGGAAUCAGUUUCAUGAUGAUUAUGAUUGGACUGCUUCGGCUACAAGUAAACUCUCAAAAGAGCAUGCCUUCAAAGGCAGAAUCACAGGGAAAAAUCGCAACCCAUACCUAUCUUUAUAUUUCCAACUGGAUGCUCCAAUACCAGAAUUAUGA
This is a messenger RNA of Entrophospora sp. SA101, 375 nucleotides long. NCBI's taxonomy places the organism in Eukaryota, Fungi, Glomeromycota, Glomeromycetes, Entrophosporales, Entrophosporaceae. The record is from the annotation of a GenBank genome assembly.